AUGACAUCAUUUAAGCUUCUCAUCCAGUUUGCACAGAAUGAAAACCUAGUUCCGCGUCAAAAGUGCUCUCAGCAGUCAAGCCUUCACCCAAGUCAUAGUGAAAAAAGAAAUUACACCUGCUCAAAGCAAAGGUGUGUGCCCCAGAAAGGCCCCGGCGGUUUCGGACAUCGUAAAUCGUCGUCCCCGCGUUGGCCCCUACCUCACUCUGAUGGCCUUGACAAAUUCCCGGUAAGAAUGUGGUUCGUCUCUUUGGUCCCGAGGGCGAAAACAAUUACAGAAAAUAAAGUCGGAGAUCCAGGAAACAUGAAACAGAGGAAAGACCUAUUGAAGUCAUUGUUUUUCUUAACAUUAUGGUUUCAAUGUGUGGUACUGUCUCCUACUCCUAAAUCGUACAUUCGAACAAGUGGCAAACGAGAAAAAGGACUGGGGAUCGCUCGAAUCCCCGAACGAAUAGAAGUCGCCAGCUGCCUUGCUCGAUGCCAACAGACACCCUCUUGUGUCUGUGCCCGAAUAUCAACCACAGGAAAUGGAGUUUGUGAGACUUAUACGAAUACCAGCAACCCCAACGUUUUGAAAACAACUGGAUUUGUGUAUUACGCUGCUGACAUGUAUAAAAAGACCUUAGAAACAGAAAGUCUUGCCCUGGCAAAACCUUCAUACCAGAGUUCCACCUAUCGUCUGAAGAACGUCAAGUACACGGCCGAUCGAGCCAACGACGGCAACCGUAAUGUAGAAGGUUUCUUGCAACCCUACUUUGCCCAUACCAUGGAUGGUCCCGACUCCGAACCCUAUCCUUGGUGGCAGGUGGACAUGGAAGAAGAAUACGUCAUCACAGGAAUCUUUAUCCUGAACAGGAGGAACUGGGCUUUCCGACUGCAUGAUAUCCAAGUGAGAGUCGGCAAUGUGAAACUAUCUAAAAAAUGGGACAAUGAAAUAUUCGAAGAGAAUUCCUUAUGCGGAGAACACGUUGGUGGUGGGAUUGGAGAUGCUGUCGUGAAACAAUUCAUUUGUCUACCAUGUCCCCUACAUGGACGAUACGUCAGCGUUCAGAUUGUCAAGUUCUGCGGCGACUGUCCUGAGAAUGACGCCAAUGUCUUACAGUUAGCAGAAGUGGAUGUCUACGGCUACAAACACAUACCGUGAGAAACGGAACGGAAGUAAUCGCCAACUAGAACAACCGCAAGAAUAUAAGCAAAGCGUUCUUAAUUCUCAAUAACUAAGAAUUAAGAAAUUGAUGAUGUUUUUUUCUGGCGUGUUGAUAAAUUUGAGCCUAUGGUUGUUGUAACAUGAAUAAAAAAAUAUUAGAUUCUCA
Molecule: messenger RNA, 1312 nt
Organism: Argiope bruennichi
Lineage: Eukaryota; Metazoa; Arthropoda; Arachnida; Araneae; Araneidae
Exons: 7
Coding region: 1-1143 (380 amino acids)
Source: RefSeq, a predicted model, not a curated record